UUUUCAGCCGCGGUUUAAUAGUUGUUGUCAAGAGGAUCUCAGUGCUGUUUGCCGGAGGGAUGUGGAGGUGAUGGGGACCCGGGGAGGGUUUCUUGGAGUCUCUGUGGAGCCCCUGGGCCAGACCCCAUAGUGAAGGCUGCAGGAUCUUCCUUCAGGCCCCAGCAGCUCUGGUUGAGUCCACAGGUGCCCACCUGACCUCGGGUUCCUGGGAAGAGUGGAGUUGUCAGCAAGAGAGCCCGGGUGCUUAGGCCCAGGGGGAAGAUGCCAGCCAACCGGUGCGCUCCUGGGCCAUCCCUGGCCCUGACUACAGGGGGAUGUGACAACUCCUGUGAGGUGUCAGUGUCCUUUGAGGACGUGACUGUGGACUUCAGCAGGGAAGAGUGGCAGCAGCUGGAUUCUACUCAAAGGCGCCUGUACCAGGACGUGAUGCUGGAGAACUAUAGCCACCUCCUCUCACUGGGGUGUGAAAUUCCCAAGCCAGAGGUCAUCUUCAAGUUGGAGCAAGGAGAGGAGCCUUGGACGUUGGAGGAGGAAACCCCACAUCAGAGCUGCUCAGAUGGAAAGUUUGGGAUUAAGACCUCACAAAAAAGAAUUUCUGGAAAAGCUUCAUUUCAUACUGAAAUGGAGGGUGAAGAUACAAGAGAUGAUUCAUUGUAUUCCAUUUUAGAAGAACUGUGGCACGGUGCUGAACAGAUAAAAAGCUAUCAGGAAAAACAGAACAAACCUCUGAGUCAUGCUGCUUUCAUCAAUAAGAAAAUGUUGAAUACAGAAUGGGAUUAUGAAUAUAAAGACAGUGGAAAAUUUGUUCAUCCAGGCCCAAAUCUUAUUCCUUCACAGAAAAGAUCCCAUAAACGUGACUCAUUUGGAAAGAGUUUAAAGUAUAAUUUAGAUGUACCUAUUCAUAAUAAAAACAAUGCAACAAAGAACUUUGAUAAAAUUAUUGGACACGGUCAAGUUUUCACCCAGAGCUCUUCUUAUACUAACCAUGAAAAUACACAUACAGGAGUGAAAUUCUGUGACAGCAAUCAGUGUGGCAAAGUCUUCAGCCUCAAACAAGCACUCAGUCACAAUCUGAAAUUUCCUGUUGGGGAGAAAGCAAAUAUGUGUACUGAACUUGGGAAGAUCUUCACCCAGAGGUCACACCUCUUUGCACCUCAGAGAAUUCAUACUAUGGGAAAACCUCAUGAACUUAGCAAAUGUGUGAAUGUUUUUACACAGAAGCCACUACUCAGUAUAUAUUUGAGAGUUCAUAGAGAUGAAAAACUAUAUAUAUGUUCUGAGUGUGGGAAGGCAUUCAUCCAAAAUUCAGAAUUAAUUAUGCAUGAGAAAAUUCAUACUAGAGAAAAACCCUAUAAAUGUAGUGAAUGUGGAAAAUCAUUUUUCCAAGUGUCAUCUCUACUUAGGCAUCAGACAACCCAUACUGGAGAAAAACUUUAUGAAUGCAGUGAAUGUGGGAAAGGCUUCUCCCUGAACUCAGCCCUCAAUGUACAUCAGAAAAUUCAUACUGGAGAGAGACACCACAAGUGCAGUGAGUGUGGGAAAGCCUUUACCCAAAAAUCAACGCUCAGAAUGCAUCAGAGAAUUCAUACAGGAGAGAGAUCCUACAUAUGUACUGAAUGUGGACAGGCCUUCAUCCAAAAGGCACACUUGAUUGCACAUCAAAGAAUUCAUACUGGAGAGAAGCCUUAUGAAUGCAGUGACUGUGCGAAAUCUUUCCCUUCUAAGUCACAACUCCAGAUGCAUAAGCGAAUUCACACAGGAGAGAAACCCUAUAUAUGCACUGACUGUGGGAAGGCCUUUACCAACAGGUCAAAUCUCAAUACUCACCAGAAAUCUCAUACUGGAGAGAAGUCUUAUAUAUGUGCAGAAUGUGGGAAAGCCUUCACAGACAGGUCAAAUUUCAAUAAACACCAGACAAUUCAUACUGGAGAGAAACCCUAUGUCUGUGCUGAUUGUGGGAGGGCCUUCAUCCAGAAGUCAGAGUUAAUUACACAUCAGAGAAUCCAUACUACAGAGAAGCCUUAUAAAUGUUCUGACUGUGAGAAAUCCUUCUCCAAGAAACCACAUCUCAAAGUACAUCAGCGAAUUCACACAGGAGAGAAACCAUAUAUAUGUGCAGAAUGUGGGAAAGCUUUCACUGACAGGUCAAAUUUCAAUAAACACCAGACAAUUCAUACUGGAGAGAAACCCUAUAAAUGUAGUGACUGUGGAAAGGGCUUCACUCAGAAAUCAGUUCUGAGUAUGCAUCGCAAUAUUCAUACAUGAAAGUAACCCUGUUUCUUGAAAAUGAGAAAACCUUAUCACAGAAAUCAGGUCUAAGUGUGUAUUAUAAAAUUCAACCAAGACCGAUCAUAUAUGAAUACAUUGUAUAAUAAAAAGAAUUCAUCAGGCUCUUUAACCUGAGAUGAGAAAAAUUAUUUGGAAGAGACCCUCUAAGAAUGCACUGAAUGAAGGGGAACUUCCAUAUUUUCACAGCCUCACAAAAUAUAAUAGAAUUCAUACUGGGGAAAAUGCUGUCAGUUUGAGGCAUUAGGAAAAGCCUUCCUGUACAAAGUAUUAUAUAAGGCAAGUUAUUACCAAAUUCUUUACAGAUGGAGUAUGCAAAAUUAUAUAAAUGACUGUAAUGUUUACUGUGUUAUAUUAAGCAAUUUAAAGUGGCAACAAAACAAAAGGUAGGACAACAAAAUGAUAUAUUUAAUGUGUAGACCUGCUCUCAGUUCUGUAGGGUAUUUGUAGCAGAACACAUUGCACAAUGGGAGGAAUAAUUGAAUUAAAAUUUUUUUUAGAUUUAAUGUAAUUGUGUCUAUCAAAUAUGUUUCCUAUUGAAUAUUUUGCUCAUGUGAAUCCACAGUUUUAAAGUCAUUAUGGUUUUAUAUAUACACACAUCUGCUGAUAUAAUUUUACAUGAACACAUAAAUAUAAUCCUAUCAUUCAUACUGGUUUCCAUGACAUCAUAUUUUUAUCUUCCUUCAUUGUGGUACAAUGCAAAAUAGCCACAGAUCUCUCCCAUCCUUUUUUUAUGCACCCCCCCCCUUUGUAAUAUUACUCUGUUGUUUUUCUUAUUAAGAGGUAGAGCUGUCUCUCUACUCCUUGACUCUGAGCUUGGCCAUGUGACUUGUUUUGGCCAAUGUACAUUAACAAAGAGAUUCAAGAAGAUGCUGGGGAAGUGUGUAAAGCCUGCCUCGAGUCUUACCCUCUCUUGCUGCUCUUUGGAAUUCCAAGACCUUCGUGUGAAGAAACUCAUUACUGAGGGAUGAGAAGCCACAUGGAACAGAGAUGAACCAGGCCAGCUGAAGCCCCUUAGACCAAAUGCCAGACAUGGGAGUGAGGCCUUCAUCAACCUUCAGCCCCAGCCACGCCAGCCCACACCAGAAGAGCCACACCAGUUAUCCCAGCCAACCUGGAGAAUUAUGAGAUAAAUAAAAUGAUUAUUGUUUUAA
This is a messenger RNA of Balaenoptera acutorostrata (minke whale), 3440 nucleotides long. RefSeq names its product zinc finger protein 81 (gene ZNF81). The coding region runs from base 262 to 2265 and encodes 667 amino acids. The transcript is spliced from 5 exons. Gene Ontology annotation, molecular function: RNA polymerase II cis-regulatory region sequence-specific DNA binding; DNA-binding transcription factor activity. Gene Ontology annotation, biological process: negative regulation of transcription by RNA polymerase II; regulation of cytokine production; regulation of immune system process. NCBI's taxonomy places the organism in Eukaryota, Metazoa, Chordata, Mammalia, Artiodactyla, Balaenopteridae. The record is from RefSeq and is a predicted model, not a curated record.